AUGGAUACUCAAGUUAUUUCAUCAAUUUGUUCGAAUAUCUUACCUCAAAUUCAUUUACAAGUACAUAAACUCACUGUUGAAGAGCAUUCAAUGAAACAAAUACUUUAUGCUGCCAAUUAUCCUCAACUUUAUUCAUUAUCACUUGUAAAUUUUCACGAAAUAACACUUCAUCGAUAUUUAACAGAUGAUUUAAUUUUUCGUGAUCUUUUGACCAAACAAAUAACUCAUUUGAAUAUUGAUAUUAUAAAACCAGUUGAAUUCUGCUCGGAAAUUAUUUCAAAUAUGUUUGCAUUAAUCUUAUCUUUAUGUAAAAAAUUAAUUGCAUUGAAUUUUUGUGAUAUGUUUCCUACACGACAGUUUCAGAGUCUUAUUUUCCAUGUUAUAUUGGAGAUUUUUAUAUCUUCAACUUUAAUGAAAUUGAAAAUUAAUGUUGUGAGUUUAAUUGAUUGUCUCUAUAUACUUGAUGGACCUUUCGUUUGUUUAUCAACAUUAAUUAUUAAUAUUGGACAAAUUUUUCAUAUAUGUCUACGUAUUGAUCCAACAAAAAAACUUCCUCAAUUGAAAUGUCUUUCAUUCACUGUACAAAGUACGACAUUUGAAUAUGAUGAAUUAAUUGUUCCAUUAUUUUGUCGAAUGAUAAAUCUUGAAGAAUUGAAAUUAUAUCUAUUAGUUGGAAGAUUGAAUUCAACUUAUAUUGAUGGUAUUCAAUUAUAUGACACAAUUAAAGAAAUUUACAUUUAA
Rotaria sp. Silwood1 is the source of this 741-nucleotide messenger RNA. NCBI's taxonomy places the organism in Eukaryota, Metazoa, Rotifera, Eurotatoria, Philodinida, Philodinidae. The record is from the annotation of a GenBank genome assembly.